GUUCAAUAAAUAAAUAUAAAAAUUUUAUAAUAUUAAAUAUUAAUACCAUGAUUACUAAAGUUAAUUCCUACGCUUAUUCCUAUCCCUAAAUGUAAAAAAAAAACACAAGCCUAAUCCACCUCUUUAAAAACAAAACAUGCGGUCGAACAUCGUCAUCAUCUUCCUCCUUAUUUCUCUUUGCCGAUCAAGCCAAUGAGAGGUCGCCGGAACUACGUCGGAGCUUCGCCGGAGAAAAAUCCUUUACCAUUUAAUUUGUAAAUCUUCGCCAAUCGAGGUUCAAAAGCCGCUAUUGCUGCCGGGUAGUUGAGACGUCGUCGUGUCUUCCACCGUCGGGGAGGCUGCUGCCAUGUUGGAGGAGUUGCUGCCGCCGGUGGGUCGUCGCUGCCACUACACUUUGUCCUCCUCUCGACUUCCAUUUGUUUAGCCGCUGCUGGGAUUGAUGCGGCGGAUGUGUCUCGCCAGAAAUCGUUGCAGGUCGGAUGACCGCGGAGGAAGGUGGCCGCUGUAACGUUAGUCGCUGGACUUUUGCAGCUACUUCGCCAGAUCGGUGCAUCGGAGAAGAAGGCAGACUGAGGGGUCGUUUGGGGAGUUUUUUUUGGAAUUUAUAGAUUAGCCCCAAACUUCCAAACUAUUUGCAAAUCGGCCUUCCAUUACAAUUUGGCUUUAAGGAGUAGAUGAUAACCUAUAAGAGCAUCUCCAACGGGAGAUGUGAGCUUAAAGCUAAAGUAGCCAAUCUAUAGUAAUUUGACAAUCUAAAUUUAAGUAUUUGCUCCAACCAUAAAAGCUAAAUCUAUACGUAUUAAUUAUUUUUUAUUAUUUGGUUUCAAUCCCUAGGUUUAUCUAUGGCUAAAGCAUGCCCAGUCUUUUUAGAUAAUGCUACAGUAUCAUUUAUAUAUAGAUGAUGCUCAAUCAAAUAUAGCAUGGAGUCUAUUUUAUAGAUCUUCAAUUGGAGAUGCAUUUUAUGAAUAGUAGAAGCUAUAUCUUUUAUAUUAUAGCAUUUGAAUGGUGGGUUGGAGAUACUCUAAGGAGUAGAUGAUAACCUAAAUCUAUUCAAAUCUAUUAACUAAUAAUUGAUGAUAAUUACAUGAGUCCCUUCAUAAUAUUAGGUAGAUUUGAGGUUAAGUAGACAUUGGAAAUUUCAAAUAAGGUUGAGAUUAGAAAUUAAGGUCAUGAAGGUGACGUCGUUCAUCCGGUGGUCUCGAGGGUUAAAAACGUGCGCAUGAUGGCCAUUGACCCCUGGCGAGAGCCAACGGGAGCCUCAACCCCCUCCAUUGUGAGAACUUUGGAGUUAUGAGUGUGGGUUUGGGCGAGAGCCUAGAUUCCAUUACUCCCGUAAGUAUGAAUUGAAUUAUAUCUAGCAGGUAGAUGGAGUAAGUAUGCAUAAGAACUAAGUUGAAAUAUAAGCUAAGGGUAAAUAGUGGGACAGUUGGAUAACAUUAUUUGCUAAUUUUUCUGAUAUUGUUUGAUUAUAUAUUAAUGGGUACUAGUCUAUGAGUUAGUUUUAGCGUUAAAUACUUCCACUCUCCCUAUUUUUACAGGUAGGGAUCAAGGAUUUGAUAAGGAGCAGCCUAGAGGACAGUGAAGCGUGACACUGGUGGAUGACCGAAGCUGUUUUAUUUAAAUUAAAUAACAAAACAAACAGAAUAUAAAGGUAUUUUGACCAAAUGAUAUUUGUUACUUAAGUAGUUAAAUUGUAAAACUGCACAAUGGACCCUAUCGUUAAUUACGACGACGAUCAUCACUCUGAGGAUGAGAGCGUGCAACAGAAUGACCACCAGAAUAUGAACAUGAACCAGGGCGUCCCACACCAAGAGGCGCCGAAUGGUGGGCCUGUUGGGGUCCCACAGAUCGACCCUGUAAUGAUGAUGCAGCUCCUACAACAAGUUCUGAUCAUGAAUCAGAAUGCCUUAGCGCAUGUUCGACAACCGGAACCGAGGAUGACGCUCGAAAGAUUGAAUAAAAACAGCGCUGAAGAAUUCCUAGGCAAGAACAUCGCCGACCCAUUGAUUGCGUUUAGAUGGAUAGAGCGCAUACAACGGGUAUUCGAGAAUUUGAAGGUUCCAACUAGCGAGUGGGCCGAUUUUGCGGUCAUGCUUUUACAGAGUAAUGCAUACGAGUGGUGGAAGCACACUACUCGAAAUGCGAAUCAUCAAGCGAAAGUGACGUGGGCGUACUUUGAUCAAGUGUUCAGAGAGGAGUACAUUCCCGAGUCGUUUGUGGAAGAGAAACGAGAAGAGUUUCUACACCUGGAGAUGGGUACGAUGAGUCUUCCUGAGUAUCAGCAGGAAGUUCUUCGAAUUCGUUAUUUUUUUCAGGAACUAAAAGAUCAAAUGGCAUCAAGGAUGUUCAACGCAGGAGUGACCGAGGGACAAUCAACCACAAGGCCACCGUUGUUUGACGGAACCAACUACUCUUAUUGGAAGGAGAGGAUAAGAAUCUUUAUCCAAUCCAACGACUAUAAGGUAUGGUUGAUUGUGAAGAACGGCUGCGGAGUCUCGAUGAAGAAAGUCGGUGAAGUCAACGUCCCCAAAACCGAAGAGGAGUUCACCGACGAAGAUUGCAAAAAGAUGGAGCUCAACGCUAAGGCUAUAAACAUGAUUUAUUGCGGUGUUAAUUCGGAUGACUACCGCAAAAUCUCGCGGUGUGAAACCGCAAAACAAAUGUGGGAGAAAUUGGAGGUCACCUACGAAGGAACCGCGCAGACCAACACCGACCGAGAGCUUGUGAGAAAGGUGCUACGAAGUUUAUCCCCAAAAUGGCGUUCAAAGGUGGACGCAAUCGAAGAAGGUCGUGACUUCAAAACAAAGACCUAUGAUGCUCUUCGAGGUAAUCUUAUUACCUACGAAACCACCCAACUCUCAAAGGUGGUUGAAGAGAGGAGAAAGAGGUCUAUUGCUCUACCCGCAACAACAUCAACCUAUAACAACGUUGAUGAUGAAGAUGAUGACAACGACGACACCGACCUCGGACUCUUUGUCCAAAAAUUCAAGAAGAUGAUGCUCAAGAAGGGAGUCAAGAAGAACACUCCACCCAAGUGCUAUGGGUGUGGUGAAAUUGGGCACAUCAAACCAAUGUGUCCGAAGCUCAAGAAUGAGAAGGACAAGAGGGCACCGAAGAAGCAAUGUGCCUACAUUUCUUGGGAGAACGAUGGCUCCGGGAGUGAAGACUCAAAAAUGGAGGAACUGGCCAACUUGUGUCUCAUGGCCAUUGAGGAUGGUGAAACAUCAAAAGAGGAAUUCUGGACAGGCUCUUCAAUUUUUAGAGGUCCAGACUUUGUCUUCGAGUCAUUUGUUCUUGAAUCAGCAUAAUUAUCUUCAAUUUAGCCGUUGAAAAUCAAGAGAUUGAUUUUUC
Cuscuta campestris is the source of this 3351-nucleotide messenger RNA. The record is from the annotation of a GenBank genome assembly. Lineage: Eukaryota; Viridiplantae; Streptophyta; Magnoliopsida; Solanales; Convolvulaceae.